AUGACACGGAGCGAGUACAUUGCUUCUCUUGGUAUCCUGCCUGAGCUCGUAACCUCGGUGCCCUACAAUCGUCUCGAGUACUAUGCCAAGUCCUCGAUUCCAAACAACAAGCCACCCGAGGAGUUCGCCAGAGAUGGUAUAGCUGCUGCGAUUGCGUCUAGACUUCCGCCGUUUGCUUUACAUCCGAUCGAGUAUAAUGUUCUGAAAGACGGCGUCAACCACCUGCACGUGACGACUUACCUGAAUAUCCGAAACGCCAUUCUUCAGCUAUGGCGCAUGAAUCAUCAUGUGUCAGUCACGCGCACUGAGGCCGCUGGCUGUGCUCGAGAUCCUCGGUUUUUCGGACUUGCAGAGGCUGCGUUCGAGAUUUUGGUUCGACAUGGUUACAUCAACUUUGGUGUGAUUGACAUUCCCCGCUGUCGGAAUAAUUUUCCGUAUCCGUUGCCCAUUCCUGAAGUUAGACGACCUCGACUGAGGAUAUUGGUGUUGGGCGCGGGUGUGGCUGGUCUUGGAUGUGCGAGACAGCUAGAUGGACUUUUCAAGCAGUACGACGACUUCCUUACUGGAUAUGAGGACGCACCUGAGAUUAUAGUGUUGGAAGGACGCCAGCGGUUGGGUGGUCGUGUUUACAGUGCCCCGUUGAAAAAGGAUCCGGGUGAUGAGCGCAUCCACAAGGUCGAUCUUGGUGGCCAGAUCGUGACCGGUUUCGGCAACGGGAAUCCAAUGAGCGUGAUUAUCCGCAAACAGCUUGGAAUUGCAUGCCACGAACUCAAAGACGCCGGCGAGCUUUUCGACGAGGUCCCUGGUGGGCCGGUGUCUGCCUCGCUUGAUCGGAGAGCGGAGAGGCUGUUUAACGACAUGCUUGAUCGGGUGUCUGUCUACCGAGCGAAACCGAUCCCACAGCAUACAGUCGAAGGUGAUGUUUCACUGAUCACUGCUGGGAAGGAUCCGGUCGGCGACGGCGGGCGCACGAUUGCGCGAAUGGAAGCGAACGCGGACAAUUCACCAAGCCUGGGCGCUACUCUUGAUGGACAGCUGGAGCUUGUGCGGAGGUUGACUGAUUUGACCGAUCAAGACCUGCGAUUGUUGAACUGGCACUAUGCUAACCUGGAAUAUGCGAAUGCUACCGCUGUUCACAAUCUCUCGCUUGGAUCUUGGGAUCAAGAUGACGGUAAUGAGUUUUCUGGAAAACACACAAUGGUCAAGGAUGGUGGAUACAUGCAAGUGCCGCGAGCGCUGUAUCUGUACCCGUCUAAACUCGAUGUGCGGUUCAGAAACAUAGUCAGCGAGGUCGCGUACGAUACCACAGCCGGUGACGAGAGCCGCAAGAAGUACACAGUGACACUAGCAAGCGGCGAGAGAAUCUCAGCCGACCGAGUCGUGUGCACGGCUCCUCUUGGUGUGCUGAAAGCUGGUUCGAUCGCGUUCAAGCCCGAGCUUCCGGUGCAUAAGCUGAAGAGUAUUCAGAACCUGGGGUUCGGGGUGUUGAACAAAGUUGUUUUGGUGUACGACCACUGCUUUUGGGACACGGAGAGCGACUUGAUUGGCGUGGCGCGUGAUCGAAACUCGGGAGAUCCGUUGGAUCAGAAUAGUUAUGUUGCGUCGAGAGGGCGUUUCUACAUGUUUUGGAAUUGCUUGAAGGUUGUUGGGAAGCCUUGUUUGGGUAAGUUUCUCUUUUGCUUUACCUCGCUUCAGUCUGAGGAAGUCGUCCUACGCGACGCGCAUCACGUUCUGUCGCGCAUGUACCCCACGACCGUUAUCCCGCAUCCAACCGAGACGAUCAUCACGCACUGGCACAUGGACCCGAUGAGUCUAGGAUCAUACUCCUUCGUCGGUCCGAACGCGACUGGUAAGGACUACGAUAACCUCGCCGAGCCCACGUGCGACGACACACUCUUCUUCGCAGGCGAGGCCACCUCGCGCACGCACCCUGCCACCGUGCACGGUGCUUACUUGUCCGGCUUGCGCGCGGCAGAAGAAGUCUUUCGCAGUAUCGCGGGCGGGAUCACGCUCGCGAGUCCGCUCGUCAAGCCACGGCCGAAGCCAAACCUGCCGCUGCAGACCGAGACCGUGACCUUUCCGCCGCCGCCAAAGAGCGCGUACGUCGGCGACACGCCGCCGCCGGAAGGAAUGCAGCACCUUGCUCGAUCGCGACAGCUUCGCGACGCACGAAUUGCAAAACACAACACGGAGUGCACGCGCGCGCUGUCUCGCGCGAUCGGCCACGAAGAGCCGUUGAAGCCUGAGAAGAUGCAGUUGAACCCGUUCAUCAUUUUCCAAAAAGUGCAAUGGGAAAACGUGCGUGCGGAGGCCGACAACAAACGCCGUGCCGCGCUCGGCGAUCCGAUCGCGAAGGCGACGAUGGCCGACAUCCGCGGUCUGCUAAGUCAGCGAUGGCGGAACCUGAGCGAAGAAGAAAAGAAGCCGAUAAUCGAAGAAACAAACCGGAACCGGCUCGAGAACGAGCGCCGGAUGAAGGAGUACAAGGAGCGUCUUGCGGCGUACGAGCUCAAGGCGAAGAACUUCAAGGAGGAGUGGUUGAAGAAUAACGUCUCAGAGCCGGACGAGGAGGAGAAGCGCGAGAUGGAGCUGGCAAAGUCUGCGGGGGUUAUUUGA
Myxozyma melibiosi is the source of this 2616-nucleotide messenger RNA. Its product is annotated as flavin-containing amine oxidoreductase-domain containing protein. Gene Ontology annotation, molecular function: flavin adenine dinucleotide binding; chromatin binding; transcription factor binding. The transcript has 4 exons. The record is from RefSeq and is a predicted model, not a curated record. Gene Ontology annotation, biological process: negative regulation of transcription by RNA polymerase II; positive regulation of transcription by RNA polymerase II. The coding region runs from base 1 to 2616 and encodes 871 amino acids. NCBI's taxonomy places the organism in Eukaryota, Fungi, Ascomycota, Lipomycetes, Lipomycetales, Lipomycetaceae.